This is a messenger RNA of Clunio marinus, 423 nucleotides long. The record is from the annotation of a GenBank genome assembly. NCBI's taxonomy places the organism in Eukaryota, Metazoa, Arthropoda, Insecta, Diptera, Chironomidae.
AUGUUGUUGAAUAAUAAUUUGGAAUCUCCCAAUACUCAACAUUAUCUAUCUAGUCACCAUGCACACACAUUGCUUUCUUUGCAAGAUUCUAGUAGCGCAACUCGAAAUUGCCAUUUCUCCAUGAAUAAAUCUGGAAAUGGAAUGCAAAUAUUUACGCAAAUAUGGAAAUGGAAGGAAUCUGUUUUGGUUGAAUUUACUUGUUUACCAGACAAAGUGGCGUCGUCUCACGAUUUUUACGAUGCUCGAGUCAGAGUGUUUAUGCUAGUUGCUGGAAAGGAAAAGCAUAAAAAUAACGAAAAAAUUGAAAUUAGUGUGGGGGAUAAACAAAUCAGCGAGAGAAGAAACAGAAGCUUUAAUAAAGCCAGAAAUCCAGAAUUGAUAUCCUUGGGAUACAAAAUGUCGAAGCUUAAAGAACAUGUGUAG